AUAUUGCAAUAAUAAUAAUCCAUUGAUUUUAUUGUAUGUUUUUCUUCUAUACAUUUCUAUAGGAAAUAAAAUAAACAAACAAAACGUAUUAACGAUAAACAAACAAAAAAGUGAUAAACCAUUUGAUAAGUCAAUCGCCGACUAUUGGACUGACUGACUGACCAACCGAUAGUCUGGUCAGCGAUUUGUUUACUUAUUUUUGUUUAAACUCCCGAACUUGUCUAGUGUUGGCCACUACUUGUCCGCAACAAUUAUGGUGUGCAUACCGUGUUUCAUAGCACCCGUACUGAUAUUCGUAUGGUUCAAGUUUAUCGAGCCGUUACUGCGGCCACUGGUGGCCCGCAUAUGGGACAACUAUCAGCUGCCGAACCCGUUCGCCAAUCUGACCUGUCCUAUGCCGCAAAAACCCGGCACAAAAGGAGUUACGGCCACCACCACCACCGAUGCUGCCAAGUGUCCCGUUGCGCACAAUACGGCCACUACCGAUGCUGCUACGGCAGAGCCGACGGCUCCCGAGUCGGCCACUGUUGACGAGUCGUCCGGCGAUCACAAGAAAGAGUUAUAGAAAAAAUAUGUUUUUAAUUUGUUGUUUUGUUUUUUAAUUAAACAAAAAUUAUUUAUUAAUUUUUUUGUUGUUGGUAUUUAUUAUAUUGUGACCAAUUUUUUUUUAAUUACCAUAAAUUGUUUGUCCAUUUAAACUGUUGCUACAGAUAUUGCUUAAUACAUAAUAAUAAUAAUAAUAUAAACCGAUUCAC
Messenger RNA from Oppia nitens, 755 nucleotides. Its product is annotated as UPF0729 protein C18orf32 homolog. The transcript has a single exon. The record is from RefSeq and is a predicted model, not a curated record. Lineage: Eukaryota; Metazoa; Arthropoda; Arachnida; Sarcoptiformes; Oppiidae. The coding region runs from base 254 to 565 and encodes 103 amino acids.